Molecule: messenger RNA, 3113 nt
Organism: Salvia splendens (bonfire salvia)
Lineage: Eukaryota; Viridiplantae; Streptophyta; Magnoliopsida; Lamiales; Lamiaceae
Product: pentatricopeptide repeat-containing protein At4g16835, mitochondrial
Exons: 4
Coding region: 148-2115 (655 amino acids)
Biological process (GO): RNA modification
Molecular function (GO): RNA binding; protein binding; zinc ion binding
Source: RefSeq, a predicted model, not a curated record
UUUGUUAUUGAUUUUCGAUGAUGCGACUUUGAAGUUGAUUUGCAAUCAAUAUGUGAUUUGGAUUGGGGUUGUAUUAACUUGUAUAUAUGUGCUGAUUAACACUGUUUUGUAAUGAAUUCUAAUGCAGAAACACCGUAGAGAACCGAAAUGCAUCACCUUCUUCGGCUAAAAACUAGUAAAAGGAUUGUUCAAGUAUCCUUUUCCUUGAUCUCGGUUUGCUCACAAAUAUCUAAACAUGUCUACUGCAGCCUCUCUGCUCCAGCAAUUCAACCCCUACCAACACAGCCUUCACAAUUCCACACAAAUUUGUCUGAAAUUAACCGCUAUAUUGUCUCCUAUAACAAAAGGAUAACCUCCCACAUCCAAUGCGGGGACUUAAAUUCUGCUCUGCAAGUUUUUCAGAGUAUGAAGAUGAAAAAUACGGUGUCUUGGAACUCAAUUCUAGCUGGGUUUUCGAGCAAGCCCGGGAAAUUGAAAGAAGCCCGCCAACUGUUCGACGGAAUUGCUGAACCAGACAAUAUUUCGUACAACCUCAUGUUGGCUUGUUAUUUCAGGAAUGGUGAUGUGGAAACUGCCAAGGAAUUCUUCAGAAAGAUCCCAAUUAAAGAUACUGCUUCAUGGAAUACUAUGAUUUCAGGGCUUUCAUGGAACAGGAUGAUGGAUGAGGCUCGGGAGUUUUUUGCUGCGAUGCCAAGAAAGAAUGCUGUCACAUGGAAUGUGAUCAUAUCUGGAUAUGUUGAGAGUGGGAAUAUGGAGUCGGCAUUGGAGUUAUUCGAGGAAGCUCCUAUCAAGGGCGUGGUUGUGAAGACGAGUAUAAUAACUGGAUACAUGAGGAGCGGGAAGGUUGAAUUGGCUGAAAAGACGUUCCACGAGAUGCUGGAGAGGAAUUUGGUGACAUGGAAUGCGAUGAUUUCAGGCUAUGUCGAGAAUGGUAGAGGGGAAGAUGCUUUGAAGCUUUUCAAGAAAAUGAUGGAAUUGGAUAUUCAAGGCAAUCCAUCUAGCAUGAGUAGUGUCCUUUUAGCUUGUAGUAAUUUGUCCAUGUUGAAAUUGGGGAAACAAAUCCACCAGCUUGUUUUCAAGUCCCCUAUCUGUUUCGACACGAAAGUGGGAACUUCAUUAGUCAGCAUGUAUUGCAAGUCCGGGGUUCUUGAAGAUGGAUGGGAACUAUUCAUGGAGAUGCGGCUUAAAGAUGUGGUUACAUGGAAUGCAAUGAUCUCGGGCUAUGCCCAACACGGGGUCACUCACAAAGCUCUCAAUCUAUUUAAUGAGAUGAGAAACCAAGGAAUGAAGCCAAAUUCAAAUACCUUUAUUGGAGUUUUAUCUGCCUGUAAUCAUGCAGGAUUAGUAGAACUAGGUGUUCAUUAUUUUGAAAAAAUGCAGAAGGAUUAUGGAAUUGAAGUAAAAUCGGAGCAUUACGCAAGUAUGAUAGAUCUUCUUGGUCGAGCUGGUAAGCUUACCAGUGCUCUGGAUUUGAUCAAAAGAAUGCCAUAUGAGCCUCAUUCUGCCAUGUAUGGAUCCCUUCUAGGUGCUUGUAGGGUUUAUAAAAACUUAGAAAUUGCUGAGUUUGCUGCCACAAAAUUGCUUAAUCUCGAACCUAGUAAUCCUUUUGCAUAUGUGCAACUUGCAAAUGUGUAUGCUGCGAAGAAGGAAUGGGACAGUGCUCGUAGAGUUAGAAGGGCAAUGAAGGACAUUAGAGCCAUUAAAACACCUGGAUACAGCUGGAUUGAGAUCAAGAAUGUGAUUCACGAAUUUAGAUCAGGAGACAGGCUUCAUCCUGAACUGAAAAACAUACACAGAAAACUUAACGAGCUCGAGAAGAAAAUGAAGCUGGCAGGAUAUGUGCCUGAUCUUCAAUCUGUCUUGCACGAUGUCACAGAGGAUGAAAAGGAGCGGCUACUUCUUCUGCAUAGCGAGAAACUGGCCAUAGCCUUGGGGAUAAUAAGCCUGCCACUAAGUGAGGCUAUUAGGGUCUUCAAGAACUUGAGAGUUUGUGAUGACUGCCAUUUGGCAACGAAAUAUAUUUCAGCAAUAGAAGGUAGAGAGAUCAUAGUUAGAGAUACAACGCGGUUUCACCAUUUUAAAAAUGGAAAGUGCUCUUGUGGGGACUACUGGUAAUACUUCGAAGCUGCCGGUGAACCUCUUUUCAUGGCAUAUUUAACCAGUGGAAUAUAGAGCUAAUCAUCGUAUUGUUUCAAUGAGGCAUGGGAUUGCCUUGCACGAUCUAAACUCCUUCGAUCUCCACCUGAAUAAAGCGUUGGACAGCUGGUUUUUCCGGUUGUUAGUAUUUUAGUUUUUCAUGGCGUUCGUGACAAUGCAGUUCUCUAUGGUUAAAAUUGUGAGCAAUUCGGACUGCUGAUCAGUUAAAUGUAAGCAAGCUAGAGUAUUUUGGUUAGAUGAAGCUUUGUAACAUGAUGAUGCUGGAGAUGAACUUUUUCAGUAUCAAGAUAUUUGAGAAUGUUCCCAAGGAAUAUUUGAAACUUCUGAGGUUGGAUGAGUUUCGUAGAUCAGAAAACGAGCAGCUGCAUAGGGGAAUUCAAAGAGAUGAAUAAAGAAGAUGAAAAGAUGGGGAGGCAUGCUUCGGAAUCAGGACUUGCAAAAUGAGUUCAAAAAGCAGAGUAUAGUCUGAGUCCAAAGCGCAAAAGCCCGCAUCUGAGAACAAUGGGCAGGCAUCAAGAUGGGAAGCCGGCGUCAAAUUAGGCAGACAAAGGCACAACUGUUUUACACAAGAUAUAGGAGGAUGGAGGCUGAUUAAUACCAAAGAAACGAAGAGGGAGAUGGUCUGGUUUGUGAUCCAAUUCAAGUUCCUGUUGGUUCAGGUAUGAGGGCUCGAGCAAAGAAAUUCAAGUGCUUAAGCUUAUUCAUGAAGUUCUAGUUCAAGAAUUAUCCAAAAGGCCCCAUUAGAUAAUACCAGAAGGUGCUAGUGCUGUAGUAUAUGUACAUGCUCGAUAGAAUUUCGCAAAGCAAAGUUUGUAUUUUUUCACCCAGAAAAUAGAAUUGGUUAUAAAUCAAGUCUCGAAUUCCAUUUCAUUUUUGCCGAGUGGAUUUAAUUUCAUUAUGCAUCCACUCUAGUAAUUGUAAUAAUUUUAUUCUUCACAAUAUAAAUGAGUUUUUAU